AAUAAAAGUAGAGAAGAAAGCCCUAGAAGUGAAGAAUAAAAAUGGGGACACAGCUCUGCAAUUGCAGCAUCAAGGGGUUUUACAAACAUAUGCAGGUGCGUCAUUGGGGAGAAUAUGGAGAGGAAGCAUUUGUUGAGAUUGGAGAACAAGAAAGGGGAGACGCCUUUCUUUCUAGCUGCACUCAACUGGCACAAACACUGCUUUGCUUACCUCUCUUGUGUGCUCAAACAAAUGGAAAACGAUGUUGAUAUUUUAAUCCUCAUGACUCGCGGCUCCCAAACAGACAAAGAAAAACGAAAAGGAGAGAGCAUUCUUCACUGUGCCAUCAACAGAGAAUGUUUCGAUUUGGCUUUCAUAUUAGCCAGUAAGCAUCCUUUCCUUACUAGGUAUGCCCAUAAUGGAAUCACUCCACUCCAUCUUCUUGCCAAAAGACCCUCAGCCUUCCAAAGUACAACCAAACUUUCACACUGCAAGCAACUGCUCUAUCACGAUGCUAAGAAGGAAAAGGAAAAAUGCAACGACGAGAUUAAAUGGCUUCCAUUAUCUAACAGCUCAAAGAAAAAAGAGGACCAAUUGCAUGAUCAGGUGUUAGCAUACUCACAACACCUAGCACAAGGACGUUGACGUGAUGGGCUGAAGGAUUACCACCUAUGGAAAAGGUCAAGGGCAGGAAAAAUUAGCAUACUCAUACUAGACUAAAACUUUUGAUAUGCUUGUUUUGAUUAUACAUUGGU
Messenger RNA from Arachis duranensis, 734 nucleotides. RefSeq lists its product as uncharacterized. Lineage: Eukaryota; Viridiplantae; Streptophyta; Magnoliopsida; Fabales; Fabaceae. The transcript is spliced from 5 exons. The coding region runs from base 115 to 624 and encodes 169 amino acids. The record is from RefSeq and is a predicted model, not a curated record.